Messenger RNA from Nanorana parkeri, 618 nucleotides. RefSeq names its product fibroblast growth factor 6 (gene FGF6). The transcript has 3 exons. Lineage: Eukaryota; Metazoa; Chordata; Amphibia; Anura; Dicroglossidae. Gene Ontology annotation, biological process: fibroblast growth factor receptor signaling pathway; positive regulation of gene expression; positive regulation of cell population proliferation. The coding region runs from base 1 to 618 and encodes 205 amino acids. Gene Ontology annotation, cellular component: cytoplasm. The record is from RefSeq and is a predicted model, not a curated record. Gene Ontology annotation, molecular function: growth factor activity; fibroblast growth factor receptor binding.
AUGGCCGUUGCACAAAGGCUUCUCAUUACUAUGUCCCACGGAGUCGGGAUUCACUGGACGUUGCCUGUUCUCCUGCUGCUGGGCACCGUGGUUGGGAUGGUUUCAUCGUACCCUAUCCCAAACAGGCCUAAUGGGACGUCACUGGAGAGGACGUUGGAGUUGCUUUUCUCCAGGUCGAUGGGAAUCCCUUCCGACCGAUUUGAUGCCAAGUGGAAGAACAAUUAUUUGCAGGGAAUUAAGAGACAACGGAGGCUCUACUGCAACGUGGGAAUUGGGUUUCACCUGCAGGUCCUCCCGGAUGGGAAGAUCAAUGGUGUUCACAAUGAAAGCCCUUAUAGUCUCUUAGAAAUUUCCACAGUAGAAAGAGGAGUUAUUAGCUUGUACGGUGUGAAGACCGAACACUUUAUAGCAAUGAACAACAAAGGAAGAGUAUAUGCUUCAGCAUCGUUUCAGGAUGAAUGCAAGUUUAAGGAAAUCCUGCUAUCAAACAAUUACAAUGCCUACGAGUCUCAUCUAUACAAAGGCGCUUACCUUGGAUUAAGCAAGAAUGGGAAAAUUAAAAGAGGAACGAAAAUUUCACCAGCAAUGACCGUCACACAUUUUCUUCCACGAAUAUGA